Messenger RNA from Bacidia gigantensis, 1041 nucleotides. RefSeq lists its product as uncharacterized. Bases 1 to 1041 code for a protein of 346 amino acids. The transcript has 2 exons. NCBI's taxonomy places the organism in Eukaryota, Fungi, Ascomycota, Lecanoromycetes, Lecanorales, Ramalinaceae. The record is from RefSeq and is a predicted model, not a curated record.
AUGUCGUGGGCGUACGACUACUCUGAUCUUCCCCCUCCGACCGACAAUCCCGCCUACCCCGAAGACUUCUAUCGCAUUGAUGCAAUGAAAGCUUUGGAAGACGAUAGAUUGGACGAGGAGGCAUGGGCGGCACGCAGAGCCGCCCUUCCACACCCCGCCAGACUUCAGCUUAUCUUGCGUGAAGGUCGUCUUAGCGACUGGGCACGUCGCUCUCGACGCAGACCUAAGAAGCAGCUUCCGUCACCUCCGGGAUCGCCACCACUGCCACCAGCACAGCCGCAGCAACAGCCUACCGUCCUCACACCUGUCGCUCCUUCAGCGGUUCAGCCAGCACCCGUCGAGCCUGCCUCAACUUCUCUUCCACAGCACGCUCCUCAAGAUCAGCCAUCUUCACUACCUCAAGCGACCCCGCAACCGCAACCCACUCCUCCUACUCAAGCCCCUCCUCAGCUUCAAACAUCCCCUCAGGGUCAAUCUGCCCUUCAGCUUCAGCCUGCGCCUAUGAGUUCGAAAAAGCGAAAGGCCUCCGAUGACAGCCUUGAACAAGCCACAUCUGAAUUGAGUGCUGAAAACCCCAAGAAGAGGAAGAAGCUGAAGGUUGAUCUACGCAAGGCAGCGCUACGCACAUCGGCCGAGCUGCGCACAGCAUCCGACUCUAUUGGGAAAGCUGCGCCAGAGAAGAGCAAAGGCAAAGAGGGCAUCCCAUAUAAAGACAUGACAGGCAGACCAGGGACAAGCAAGGGACCGAUCAGCAAAGAUGAGAUGCGAAGCCAAGGUGACGCACCAUGCAAAGGAGGUACACCAAAGAACGAGAGUACUUUAAGCAAGGCAGGGGCAUCGCUGAGUGCAGACGGUGAAGGCGCGUCACCAAAAGAAGACACAUGCAUACAAAGCAUAGAGACGGAGGCCACGCCCAAGAAAAGGACCACGCCGACGGUGAGGCCACUGAGCCCCAUGAGUACCCGAGUUUGGCAUCUUUUGCAUGGAGCUGUACGUCCGCUUGGCUGGCAUGACCCCAGCGAGUCGCCGCCUUCUGAUUGA